Phragmites australis (common reed) is the source of this 1097-nucleotide messenger RNA. RefSeq names its product proteasome subunit alpha type-6-like. The coding region runs from base 107 to 904 and encodes 265 amino acids. Gene Ontology annotation, biological process: ubiquitin-dependent protein catabolic process. The transcript has 9 exons. NCBI's taxonomy places the organism in Eukaryota, Viridiplantae, Streptophyta, Magnoliopsida, Poales, Poaceae. Gene Ontology annotation, cellular component: proteasome core complex; proteasome core complex, alpha-subunit complex; nucleus. The record is from RefSeq and is a predicted model, not a curated record.
UCCACAUAAGCAUCCGCUCCCUCCCCAACCGAAACCCCCGUCCUUCCCCACUCGUCUCGAGCACGGCACAGCAAGCGCUGGUCGUCCCAAACCCACGCCCACACCGAUGCCGGUCGCGGAGUCGAGCAGCGGGAGCAGCCGCCGUGGCCGCGGGACCGAUGCACCCCCGUACGACCGCCUCGUCACCGUCUUCUCCUCCGAGGGCCGCCUCUAUCAAGUCGAUUACGCGUGGAACGCCGUGAGGCUGGCGGGCGUCACCUCCGUCGGCGUGCGCGGGGCCGACUCCGUCUGCGUCGUCGGCCAGCGGAAGGCACCAAAGGCGAAGGACAAGUUGCUGGAUGCGGCCAGCGUCUCGCGCCUGUUCCCGAUUACCGAGCGGAUGGGUUUGCUCACCGCGGGAAUCGCAGGUGAUGGAAGGUCAUUAGCUCAUGAGGCAAGGAAUCAAAGUGCAGAAUUUCGUUUCACAUGGGGAUAUGAAAUGCCUCCUGAUGUAUUGGCGCAGUGGAUUGCAGACAGAGCACAGAUUUGCACCCAGCAUGUUUCCAAGAGACCUUCCGGAGUUGUUGCUAUGAUCUUGGGUAUUGAUGAAGAGAAAGAAACUCCCCAGCUCUUUACAUGUGAUCCUGCUGGAUAUUUCUUAGGCCACAAGGCAGUGAGUGCUGGUCUCAAAGAGAUGGAAGCUACCAACUUUCUUGAGAAGAAAAUGAAGAACAAUCCUUCUUUAUCAUUUCAGGCAACCAUUGAGAUGGCAAUAUCUGCACUGCGACACGCCCUGCAGGGGGAUCUCAAAGCCACAGAGAUUGAGGUGGGAGUCGUCAGGAACGAUGAUCCAAUUUUCAGACUGCUGACAGAAGCUGAAAUCGAGGAGCACCUGAAAGCCAUUACCACGCUGAAGCAGAGCUGAAGACCGAACAGAACAGUUCGCUCUACCACCUUUCUUACUGAAUCUUUACAACUCGUGAAAUCGUAACUGGUAGCUGAUAACUGUACUUCAGAGGCGUUGCUGUGUAUGACAACGCAAAAGAGUGAAAUGUUCCCUAGUUUAUUCCGAUAUAAACCGAUGACGAGACCUCACAAAUGUCUACGAAGAAACUGCA